This is a messenger RNA of Triticum dicoccoides, 3655 nucleotides long. Its product is annotated as protein Rf1, mitochondrial-like. The coding region runs from base 610 to 2670 and encodes 686 amino acids. The transcript is spliced from 3 exons. Gene Ontology annotation, cellular component: mitochondrion. The record is from RefSeq and is a predicted model, not a curated record. Gene Ontology annotation, molecular function: protein binding; mRNA binding. Gene Ontology annotation, biological process: mitochondrion organization; RNA processing. NCBI's taxonomy places the organism in Eukaryota, Viridiplantae, Streptophyta, Magnoliopsida, Poales, Poaceae.
GCGCCGCGGCAGCCUCCGUCGGGCUAUCUCUCAUCCCUCUCCGGUCACGGCCAGACUCGUCAGCCGCGUACGAGGCCGCUCGCCGGCGGCAGGUCCAUCGGUCCUGCCUCCUGCUUUACCUUCCGCGUCGGCGGAGGUGCGGUACUCCUCCCGCGCAUUCCGCUCGGGCGCCUCUGCUGAGCGCGUUCGGCAUUGAUUGCAACCCGCGGCGGCGGAGGCGGCGGCGCUGGUUGCUGCGCGCGCGCGCGCGCCGAGCGUCGCACCGACGCUACUGGAUCGCGGUGCGCCUCUUCAGCGGACGCACGCACCUCCCCAGAGGGUGAGUCGAGCUUGGCUGGAAUCGGCCAGCAAUGCCAACCGCCCGCCUGUCCUCCAUCUCCACAUCCUCCUUCAGGGCCCCCCCUCGCCGCCUUGGCUGCCGCCACGGAACGCGUUCGCGCUGGAACGCUAAGCCGGGAGGAUGCGCACCACCUGUUCGACGAAUUGCUAGGCCAAGCCGCCGCCGCCCCGGAACACGGGCUGAACAACUUUUUUGCCGCACUCGCCCGUGCUCCACCCUCAGCUGCCUGCAGCGAUGGCCCCGGCCUUGCCAUCGCCCUCUUCAACCGCAUGUCCCGAGGCGCUGGUGCACGGGUGGUGUCGCCCACGCUCUGUACCUAUUCCAUCCUCAUGGACUGCUGCUGCCGUGCACGCCGCCCAGAGUUGGUGGUUGCCUUCUUCGGCCGCCUCCUCAGGUUGGGGCUGCGCUUGGAUAUCAUCUCCUCCAGCAAUCUCCUCAAGGGGCUCUGCCAGGCCAAGCGUUCAAAUGAGGCUUUGGACAUGCUGCUCCACCGGAUGCCCGAACUGGACUGUGCGCCUGAUGUCUUCUCGUUCAACAUAGUAAUCAACGGCUGCUUUAAAGAAGGUGAAGUAGACAAAGCGUGCAAUCUCUUCCAUGAGAUGCCCCAACUGGGAGUUCAACCUGAUGUGGUCACCUACACCUCAAUCAUCAACGCACUAAGCAAGUCUGGAGCAAUGGACAAGGCAGAAGUGGUCCUUCGGCAAAUGGUUGAUCAAGGCAUUGGACCCAACAUCAGGACAUAUACUACUAGCCUGAUACAUGGAUAUUCCGCUUCGGGUCAGUGGAAGGCGCAAGCUAGAGUAUUCAAAGAGAUGGUAAGUCUUGGUGUUCUACCAAAUGUUGUCACAUGGAACUCAUUUAUGGAUUCACUUUGCAAGCAUAGAAGGACAAAGGAAGCUCGAGAUAUUUUUGACUCCAUGGCUGCAAAGGGUCAAAAACCUGAUAUUGUCUUCUACUCUAUUAUGCUUAACGGGUACGCGAAAGAAGGAUACUUCGAUGACAUGACUGAUUUGUUCAAUUCGAUGCUACAGAAUGGUAUUGUACCUAAUCACCAUGUUUUCAACAUAUUGAUUAAUGCAUAUGCUAAACGUGGACUGAUGGAUGAGGCUAUGCACAUGUUUGAAGUAAUGAGGCAACAAGGAGUAAACCCAAAUGUAGUUAGCUAUCAAGUCAUAAUGGAUUCACUUUGUAAAAUGGGUAGGAUGGAUGCUGCUCUGGACAAAUUUAAUCAGAUGGUCAAUCAAGGAGUUUCACCUGACAAAGCUGUUUACCGAUGCCUGGUUCUGGGUUCUUGUUCUCAUGGUGAUUUUGUGAAGGCCAAGGAAUUGAUUUCUGAAGCCGUUAAUAGAGGUCUGUGUUCUAACAGUGUGUUCUUCUAUUCUGUAAUAAAUGACCUGUGCAAAGAAGGAAAGGUGAAGGAGGCACAGGAUAUGUUUCACUUCAUUGUAGGUAUUGGUCAGCGGCCUGAUGUGAUUAUGUACACUUCACUGAUGGAUGGAUAUUGCCUUGUUGGCAAGGUGGAGGAAGCACUGAGAGUACUUGAUGCUAUGAAGUCUGCUGGCCUCCAACCUACUGCUGUUACGUAUGCUAUACUUCUUAAUGGCUACUGUAAAAUUGGCAGGAUCGCCGAUGGAUUGAGUCUUUUCAAGGAAAUGUCACUCAGCGGGGUUAAACCCACGACUAUUAUGUACAACAUUAUACUUGAUGGGCUGUUUCGCUCCGGGAGAACAGUUUCUGCAAAGGAAAAAUUCUGUACGAUGAGCGAAAGUGGCAUACCAGUGGGCAUUGACACAUACAACAUAGUUCUUAGUGGACUUUGUAAAAAUAAUUGCACUGGUGAAGCAAUAGAGCUGUUCAAGAAACUACGUGCAAUGAAUGUGAAGAUUGAUGUCAUAACACUCAAUAUCAUGAUUUCUGCAAUGUUUAAAACUAGGAGAAUUGAAGAAGCCAAGGAUUUGUUUGCUACUAUAUCAGCCAUCGGGUUGGUGCCUUCUGUUGUGACAUACAGCUUAAUGAUGACAAACUUCAUAAAAGAAGGGUUGCUGGCAGAGGCUGAUGAUAUGUUUUUAGCAGUGGAGAAGGCUAACUGUGCUCCCAACUCCAGGCUGCUAAAUCAUGUGGUCAGGGUGUUGCUGGAAAAAGGUGCAGUUGUAAAGGGUGCAAAUUAUCUGGCUAAACUUGAUGCAAAACAGAUGUCACUUGAUGUUUCAACGAUUUCGUUAAUUGUGUCUCUCUUCUCAGGGGAAGGGAAAUUGAGGGAGCACGUAAAAUUGCUUCCGGUUACAGCCAUUGCAAGGAAAAUCAAUUUGUUGCCAAUGAAAUCCUGCUAGAGCUAUCAAAGGGAUGAUCAACAGAGCGUGAAGGAUCAGUGAUGUACUGCCAUUGGGGUUCUUAUCCCAGAAAUGUUUAUCAUGGUGCAUUCUAGGUCCGCUGCGCAAUCCUUGUGAAGACAAAUUUUAGAUGAAAGGUUCUGCAAUCUGCAAUCAUUGCACACACUUAUAUGUAUUCUGUAUGGUCAUGGUCUGUCAGUCAGUUAAUACCAGUACGCUUGAAAGUAGCUCCUUUGGUUGAAACACAAUGCUUGUCUCUGAAACCAAAUAAAAUACUGCAUUAUUUGAAAGAAGUAGAAUGAAUUACCUGACAAAGUAUGCAUUUCCAAGAGAACAUGAGCUUCCUUCUCUGGCUUUCUGUGUGGAAAUUGCAGGAGUUGAUUAUUUUGUUAGUCUUGUGACCUUCUGGUCAACCUGUAUCUCAACCUGGAAGGGGCAGACAAUAUCUGGUCAACAAUGGAGAAGACUGGCUGUGCUCCAACUCUCAGUUGCAAAAAAAUAUAUGGUCAGGGUGUUACUGGAGAAAGGUGAAGUAAUCAGGGCCGGAGGUUAUCUUUCUAAAAUUGAUGAGAAGAAUUUAGUACUUGAAGCUUCAACCGUUGAGCUGCAGUCGAUGAUCUCUCUCUCUCUCUUCCAAAGGACAGAGACAUGCCAGAAAAUAUAGUAUUUCUUUUCCUCUGGACGUUCAAGGAUGCUGUAAUAAUCUGUGCCGGACCUGAGGUUCUCAUCUGAAUGAAACCGGAAGCGGGGGGCUCCUUAAUUCGAAGAAAGAAAGCAAAAUUCUGUGAACGUUUUCUCUGGAGCAGGGCAAUGUGAAGUUGUGAACUCAAAUUGGGGAAGCUUUCAUCAUCAUCGUUUGUCCCAACACAUAUUUACAAUCAGGAGGGGAUUAGUUGGCCGGCCGAGCCAAUUAAUUCUGGUCAAGAUUCAAUGAGCAUAACUAAAUUUAAUUUUACAAAAUAUAUCAUUUCUUUCCAUAGAUUGU